AUGACUCGCUAUUUCUGCUGUGGAAACUACUUCCCAGGGUAUCCUUGCUAUGGAACCAACUUCCAUGGGACCUACAGAGCCACUCCCCUGAACUGUGUUGUGCCUCUGGGUUCUCCCUUGAACCAUGGCUGUGGAACCAUCUAUAGCUCCCGCAACUUCUGCUAUGGUGGUUUUAGUAACUACCAAAAUCCAGGCUGUUGCUAUGGCAGCAGCUUCUACAGGCCAUGGGGCUCUGGCUCUGGCUUCGGCUACAGCACCUAUUGA
Arvicola amphibius (Eurasian water vole) is the source of this 264-nucleotide messenger RNA. RefSeq names its product keratin-associated protein 7-1. Lineage: Eukaryota; Metazoa; Chordata; Mammalia; Rodentia; Cricetidae. The transcript has a single exon. The record is from RefSeq and is a predicted model, not a curated record. Bases 1 to 264 code for a protein of 87 amino acids.